This is a messenger RNA of Metarhizium brunneum ARSEF 3297, 345 nucleotides long. It is a transcript of the gene pps1, whose product is annotated as CDP-diacylglycerol--serine O-phosphatidyltransferase. NCBI's taxonomy places the organism in Eukaryota, Fungi, Ascomycota, Sordariomycetes, Hypocreales, Clavicipitaceae. Gene Ontology annotation, cellular component: membrane. Gene Ontology annotation, molecular function: phosphotransferase activity, for other substituted phosphate groups. The record is from RefSeq and is a predicted model, not a curated record. Gene Ontology annotation, biological process: phospholipid biosynthetic process.
AUGGUGGCGUUUACUAUCGGCUUUCGAUCUACUCUCGACACCGUCGGGCUCGCCUUCUUCGUCCUAUGUGGCCUAACGCGUCUUGCUCGCUUCAACGUUACUGUUUCAGUGCUUCCCAAGGACGCUACGGGCAAGAGCAAGUUCUUCGAGGGUACACCGAUCCCGACGUCUCUUUUUCUCGAUGGCCUCAUGGCAUAUUGGGUAUAUUGUGGCCAGGUCCUCGACGACGUGCCUUUUGGGGCAUGGUUAAAAGACUCGGCGCUAGAGUUCCAUCCCGCAGUACUUCUGUUCAUGUUGCAUGGAUGUCUGAUGACGAGCAAGACCAUCCGCAUACCCAAGCCGUAG